AAUACAUUUGUGUGUAGGAAUUUCCUUUUUUUUAUAUUCAAGACUCGGAUUUUCCUAUGAAACACUGUUGACAGAAAUUUUGUAGAGUUUUGAUACUUUUUUUGUUCAGCUUUAGUUGGAUAUUUAAAGUAGAUGCAGUUAUCUAGAGUACAAUAUGAAUCAGGAAGUUACCUUCAGAGUGAUGGAACUGAGACGGAGUAUCGUCGAUAUGGAAAAGGUGGAGAGUUAGUUGUUCUCGUUCCUGGUUUCUCUUGUGGAAUGGAUAUGUGGAACUGUCUUAUACAGAAUAUUGCCAAUAGUGAAAUGUUCAGUUUUCUUUGUUUAGAGAACAGAGGUUUUGGUUCAGGUCGUUGCUCAAGUUAUCGUUUAUGGUCCAACCAAGGUGGCUAUUCAACGGAUACUAUGGCUAACGAUGUUUGGCAUAUUGUGAACAACUUUUCUAGAGGACAAGUCCAUCUCAUCGGCUUCUCCUUGGGUGGAAUGAUAGUCUCCAAAGCGGCCAGCGUAUACCCAGAAAGAGUCUUAUCGUUAACUUUACUUUCCACUCCAAAAUGCGGUAUUCAUAUUCUAUUGCCUGGUUGGAGAACGUUAAAAGUUGUGAUGCGUGUUAUUUCUCACUAUGUAUUCUUAAGAGUUUGUCCAUUAUGUCGCCAUCGAAGUUGUAAUGAAAGGAAUAACCAUGUAAGAAUAUUUUUUGAAAUCUAUUUCAAAUAUUCGGAAUAUUAUUUACUUGAGUUGACGAAAGAUAACAGUGCUCUUAUACCAAGAUGGCGUUUUAUAAAGCAACAACAAGAAAGAGAAAAGUAUUCUCUUCCUCGUUACAUGAGCAUUUGGGGACAGUUACAUGCGAUUCUCUUUCAUCGUCUUUGUCGUGAAGAAAUGACUAAAAUUCGUCGCGCUUCAUUUCCCAUUUUAUGUAUUUCUGGGAAAUAUGAUCAACUGGUUUCUGUAAAUGGUUGUCGAAACUUUGCUCGUGAGUUGAAUGGAAACUAUAUCAUGUUGUCCGGUGCCCAUUUCAUUACGGAAGAAUGUAUGGAGCAAGUUCAUCAGCUCAUUCGAUUGUUUUUGAAAAAGCAGUUAGAUUGCUUCAACGAUAUCUCACCAUUGUGGGUUGUGUAACAACCUUCGUAUGAAUAUUUACCAAUAUAAACAAAUUCUCUUUCUU
Molecule: messenger RNA, 1165 nt
Organism: Galdieria sulphuraria
Lineage: Eukaryota; Rhodophyta; Bangiophyceae; Galdieriales; Galdieriaceae
Product: hydrolase, alpha/beta fold family protein
Exons: 4
Coding region: 133-1119 (328 amino acids)
Source: RefSeq, a predicted model, not a curated record